This is a messenger RNA of Procambarus clarkii (red swamp crayfish), 705 nucleotides long. Lineage: Eukaryota; Metazoa; Arthropoda; Malacostraca; Decapoda; Cambaridae. The record is from RefSeq and is a predicted model, not a curated record.
AUGAGCAGGCCACCACUGCAGGAUAGAAGGCCACCAAUGCAUGAUUGCAGACCACCACUGCAGGAAGGCCACCCACCAAGGAAGACUGGCAGACAAACACUGCAGAAUGGCAAGCCCCCACUGCAGGAUGGCAGAUCACGACUGCAGGAUGGCAGGCCAACAGUGCAGGAUGGCAGGCCACCACUGCAUGACGGCAGAUCACCACUGAAGGAUGGCAGACCACCACCGCAGGAAGGCAGGCUACCACUGCAGGAUGGCAGACCACCACUAACGGAUGGCAGGCCACUACUGCAGGAUGGCAGGCGACCACUGCUAGAUGACAGACCACCACUGAAAGAGGGCCGACCAACUCUGCAGGAUGGCAGACAACCACUGCAGGAUGGUAGACCACUACUGCAGGAUGACAGGCCACUACUGCAGGAUUGCAGACCACCACUGCAAGAGGGCAGACCACCACUGCAGGAUGGCAGGCCACCACUGCAGGAUGGCAGGCCACCACUACAGGCUGGCAAGCCAAAACUGCAGGAAGGCAGACCACCACUGCAGGAAAGCAGGCCACCACUGCAGGAUGGCAGGUCACCACUGCAGGAUGACAGGCCACAACUGCAGGAAGGCAGGCCACCAAUACAUGAAGGCAGAUCAUCACUGCCGGAUGCCAAGUCACCACUGCAAGAGGGCAGACAACCACUGCAGGAUAAUAGAUAA